Messenger RNA from Abrus precatorius (Indian licorice), 13638 nucleotides. RefSeq lists its product as uncharacterized. Lineage: Eukaryota; Viridiplantae; Streptophyta; Magnoliopsida; Fabales; Fabaceae. The transcript has 64 exons. Gene Ontology annotation, cellular component: extrinsic component of membrane. Bases 211 to 12876 code for a protein of 4221 amino acids. The record is from RefSeq and is a predicted model, not a curated record. Gene Ontology annotation, biological process: protein retention in Golgi apparatus; protein targeting to vacuole.
GAGAGCAAGAGUAGUAACGUUUUCAUUUCAUUUAUUUAUUAUUUUUUUUGGGGCGCAAGUGACAACGUGGCCUUCAAGUUCCGAAUCACUCAUUCCGUGCGCAGUUUUUCCAUCCUUCACAUCUUCUUAUCACCAUCGUUAUAUUUCGUCUUCGUCUCUGUAACCGUUGCGAUCAGCGUUGUGCUGAGUAUAUGAUCACUCGGCCACAAGAUGCUGGAGGAUCAGGUAGCGUACCUUUUGCAGAGGUACCUUGGCAAUUAUGUGAGGGGUCUCAGCAAAGAAGCUCUCAAAAUCAGUGUCUGGAAAGGUGAUGUAGAGCUGAAGAAUAUGCAGCUAAAGCCUGAGGCUUUAAAUGCUUUAAAGCUACCCGUGAAGGUUAAAGCAGGUUUUCUUGGAUCAGUGAAACUUAAGGUUCCAUGGAGUAGGCUUGGCCAAGAUCCAGUCUUAGUAUAUUUGGAUCGCAUUUUCUUACUAGCUGAACCUGCAACUCAAGUUGAGGGAUGUAGUGAGGAUGCUGUUCAAGAAGCUAAAAAGAGCAGAAUACAGGAGAUGGAACUGAAACUAUGGGAGAAGUCACAACAGUUAAAGUCAGAAAUGAAUAAAUCAUGGUUGGGAUCUCUCAUCAGCACCAUAAUUGGAAAUUUGAAGCUUUCAAUUUCCAACAUUCACAUCAGAUAUGAAGAUGGUGAGAGCAAUCCAGGGCACCCAUUUGCAGCUGGAGUUAUGUUGGACAAACUCUCAGCUGUGACAGUUGAUGAUACUGGGAAAGAAACUUUUAUUACUGGAGGUGCACUAGAUCGCAUUCAAAAGUCUGUUGAACUAGAUCGACUUGCAGUUUAUUUAGAUUCAGAUAUUAUCCCAUGGCAUGUUACCAAAGCAUGGGAAGAUUUGCUUCCUUCAGAGUGGUUUCAGAUAUUUAAAUUUGGCACUAAAGAUGGGAAGCCAGCCGAUAAUUUGUUAAGAAAGCACUCGUACAUUUUGCAACCUGUGACUGGAGAAGCAAAGUACUCCAAGCUGCAGCAAAAUGAAGUUGCUGAUAGCAAACAACCUUUACAGAAGGCUGUGGUGAAUUUGGAUGAUGUUACAAUUAGCUUAUCUAAGGAUGGAUACAGGGAUUUCAUAAAAUUAGCAGACAACUUUGCUGCCUUUAACCAACGUCUAAAAUAUGCUCAUUAUCGUCCACUGGUGCCAGUAAAAGCCAAUUCCAGGUCUUGGUGGAAGUAUGCUUACAGAGCUGUAUCUGACCAGAUGAAGAAGGCAAGUGGAAAAAUGUCAUGGGAGCAAGUUCUAAAAUAUGCGAGCUUGCGGAAGAGAUAUAUCUCUCUGUAUGCUUCACUACUUAAAUCUGACCCCACUCAGGUGACAAUUAGUGGCAAUAAAGAGAUUGAUGACCUAGAUCGUGAACUUGAUAUUGAACUUAUACUGCAAUGGAGAAUGUUGGCUCACAAGUUUGUGGAACAAUCAGCAGAGUCAAAUCAUAACAUGAGGAAACAAAAAGUGCAGAAAUCUUGGUGGUCAUUUGGAUGGACCAGUCAAUCUCCUAAAGAGGAAAGUGAGGAAUUUAAUUUCAGUGAAGAGGACUGGAACAGAUUAAAUAAAAUAAUAGGAUAUAAGGAAGGUGAUGAUGGGCAAGUAGCUGUAAAUAGUAAGGCGGAUGUUAUUCAUACUUUCCUGGUAGUUCACAUGAAUCAUAAUGCUUCAAAGCUUAUUGGGGAAACCAAAGAGCCUGUUGCUGAAUUAUCAUGUGAAGACCUCAGUUGCUCAAUAAAGCUUUAUCCAGAAACAAAGGUCUUUGACAUUAAGUUGGGCUCUUAUAAGUUAUCAUCACCAAAAGGUCUCCUCGCAGAGAGUGCGGCUUCCUAUGAUUCAUUAAUUGGUGUCUUCUAUUAUAAACCUUUUGAUGACAAAGUGGACUGGAGCCUGGUUGCCAAAGCUUCUCCAUGUUACAUGACUUACAUGAAGGACAGCAUUGAUCAAAUUGUCAAAUUCUUUGAAAGUAAUGCUGCUGUAAGUCAGACCAUAGCACUAGAAACUGCAGCUGCUGUGCAGAUGACAAUUGAUGAAGUGAAGCGCACUGCCCAGCAGCAAAUGAACAGAGCAUUAAAGCAUCAUUCCAGGUUUUCAUUGGAUUUGGAUAUUGCAGCUCCCAAAGUUACAAUUCCUACUGAUUUUUGCCCUGACAAUACCCAUGCUACAAAGCUUUUACUAGACCUAGGGAACUUGAUGAUUCGUACACAGGACACCCAUCAACAGGAAUCAGCUGAGGAUAAUAUGUACCUACGAUUUGAUUUGGUCUUAAGUGAUGUAUCGGCAUUUUUGUUUGAUGGUGACUAUCACUGGAGCCAAAUUUCUCUGGAUAAGUCAGCCCAUUCUACCCAAAAUGUUUUUUUCCCAAUUAUUGACAAGUGUGGAGUCAUCUUACAGCUCCAACAGAUUCGCAUAGAGACUCCAUAUUAUCCUUCAACCCGCCUUGCUGUUAGGCUGCCAUCAUUGGCCUUUCAUUUUUCACCUGCUCGGUAUCAUCGGUUGAUGCAUGUAAUAAAGAUCUUUGAGGAGGAGGAUGAUGACAGCUCUGAGUUUCUUCGUCCUUGGGAUCAGGCUGACCUUGAGGGGUGGUUGUCUCUUCUAACAUGGAAGGGUGUGGGAAUAAGGGAAGCUCUCUGGCAGCGGAGAUACUUCUGUUUGGUUGGGCCUUUUCUUUAUGUACUUGAAAGCCCUGACUCGAGAUCUUAUAAGCAGUAUACCAGCCUACGAGGGAAGCAGGUAUAUCAGGUUCCACCAGAGUUUGUUGGUAAUGUACAGCAUGUUUUGGUUGUUAGCAGUCCUACACGAUCCAACAAUAAGGUUGUGGAGGACACAAACGCACUAAUUAUACGUUGUGAAUCUGAGGAUUCAAAGAAAACCUGGCAUAGCCGCUUACAAGGGGCUAUUUAUCAUGCAUCGAAUACGGCUCCUAUUUCUGGUCUAUCUGAAACCUCAUCAGAUAAUGAUGAUACUGAAACAGAACAUGAUAAUCAGGGGGUGAUUGAUGUAGGAAUUUCUGAAAAGUUGUUUGUAACAGGUGUUCUUGAUGAGUUAAAGGUUUGCUUCAGUUAUUGUUAUCAGUUUGAUCAUAGCUUAAUGAAGGUCCUUUUAAAUGAAGAAAAGCGUUUGUUUGAAUUUCGAGCAAUAGGUGGUCAGGUGGAGGUUUCUAUCAGAAACAAUAACAUUUUCAUUGGCACUAUCUUGAAAUCUUUGGAAAUAGAAGAUUUAAUUUGCUGUAGUCAACGAUUGUCUCAGCCUUGUUUUUUGGCAAGAUCAUUUAUUGGGACUGCUGAUGAGAAUUCUUUAUUCUAUGAUACCUUGAGAGAGGAUGUUGAAAGUAGUGGGUUUAUCCCUGUUGAAACUGAUGAUAACUUUUAUGAGGCACCUGAGACUUUAGCAGACACUGUUAAUUAUUCAUCACUCGAACCCCCGAAGUUUAGUCGCAUUACUGGACUUCUACCUAGUGAGACUCCUAGUAGUGAGGAACUUGAACUCAAUGACACAUUGGAGAGUUUUGUUAAAGCUCAAAUAGUUAUCUAUGACCAGAACUCUACUCAGUAUAAGAAUAUAGACAAGCAGGUGAUAGUGACUCUGGCUACUUUGACAUUUUUUUGUCGUAGACCAACUAUCCUAGCGAUUAUGGAGUUUAUUAAUUCUAUUAACAUUGAGGAUGGGAAUCUUGCAACUCCUAGUGAUAACCCUUCAACAGCCAUAAUUAAAAAAGAUGGAUUAAGAGAUGUAGAUGAUCUACAUGCUACUGCCAUUGAGGAACAUGCUGUUAAGGGCUUGCUUGGAAAAGGAAAAUCCAGAGUUAUGUUUAAUUUGACAUUAAAAAUGGCACAGGCCCAAAUCCUUUUGAUGAAAGAAAAUGAAACCAAGCUUGCUUGUUUGUCUCAAGAGAGUUUGCUUACAGACAUCAAGGUGUUCCCUUCCUCCUUUAGCAUUAAAGCAUCCUUGGGAAAUCUGAAAAUAAGUGAUGACAGCCUACCUAGCAGUCAUUUAUAUUAUUGGGCUUGUGACAUGAGAAAUCCUGGGGGCAGAUCUUUUGUCGAGUUGGAGUUCAUGUCAUUCAGCAGUGAUGAUGAAGACUAUGAAGGUUAUGAUUUUAGUCUCUUUGGUGAGCUUUCAGAAGUGCGCAUUGUGUAUCUGAAUCGGUUUGUGCAAGAGGUUGUUGGCUAUUUUAUGGGUCUUGUUCCAAAUAGCCCAAGAAGGGUCAUAAAAGUAACAGAUCAAGUGACAAAUUCAGAGAAGUGGUUUUCUGCUAGUGAAAUUGAAGGAUCACCUGCUGUGAAGUUUGAUCUUUCUCUCAAGAAGCCUAUAAUUUUAAUGCCACGGAGGACAGAUAGCCUUGAUUUUUUGAGGCUAGAUAUUGUUCAUAUAACCGUGAAGAACACAUUUCAGUGGAUUGGUGGAAGUAAAAGUGAAAUCAAUGCAGUGCACUUGGAAACUUUGAUGGUCCAGGUUGAAGACAUCAACUUAAAUGUUGGAACUGGAUCAGACUUGGGUGAAAGCAUAAUUGAGGGUGUGAAUGGGCUAUCUGUGGUUAUUCAUAGGUCGCUACGAGACUUGUUAUGUCAAUUUCCAAGUAUUGAAGUCAUAAUAAAGAUUGAAGAGUUGAAAGCAGCACUGUCUAAUAAAGAAUAUCAAAUUAUUACUGAGUGCGCUGUUUCUAACUUUUCUGAGGUCCCAUAUAUUCCUCCACCACUGAAUCAAUAUUCCUCCAUGACAUUAAAUGAUGCUACUGGAGAUAUUGUACCUGAGGUUACAAAUGGUGUUGAUUCAGGGAAUACAAAUGUUCAAGCCUCUGUUUCGCUGAAAAUCUGUGUGUCCAUAAAUCUGGUUGAGUUGAGCUUAUAUACAGGGGUAACUAGAGAUGCAACUCUGGCUACUGUACAGGUACAUUGUCUUUUGACUGAUAUAUAUAUAUAUAUAUAUAUAUAUAAAUCUUUGAAUGGCUCAACUUUUGGUUCUCUCUUUGUGCAGGUCAGCAGUGCAUGGCUGCUGUAUAAGUCCAGUACAGCAGGAAAUGGAUUCCUCUCUGCAACUCUGCAAGGUUUCAGUGUGUUUGAUUAUCGUGAAGGUGUUGAACAAGAAUUUCGAUUAGCAAUAGGAAAGCCUGAGAAUGUUGGAGCCAGUCCUCAAACUUCAUACUAUCGAAACCAGGAUUCAGUGGAUAGUAGUUUAAUUAAGGGAAAUGAUUUUGAACUAGUUCAGACAAUGCUCAUUGUUGAUAUUAAAUUUGGUCAGGAUUCAACAUUUAUUUCUUUGUGUGUCCAGAGGCCUCAGUUGCUUGUUGCACUAGAUUUUCUUCUUGCUGUAGUUGAGUUUUUUAUUCCAACCAUCAGCAGUAUGCUAUCAUUUGAAGAAAAUAGGUCUCACAUGCUGGAAGCUAUCAUCAUGGAUCAAUCAGUCUACAAGCAACCGUGUGCUGAAUUUUCCCUCUCUCCUCAAAAGCCUUUAAUAGUUGAUGAUGAAAGUUUUGAUCAUUUCAUUUACGAUGGUGAUGGUGGAACUUUAUAUUUAAAAGAUAGACAAGGUUUUAAUCUCACAGCAGCUAGCUCAGAGGUUAUAAUAUACAUUGGAAAUGGGAAGAAGUUGGAAUUCAGAAAUGUUGUUAUUAAGGGCGGACAAUAUUUGGAUUCUUGUAUUUUUCUUGGAGCAAAUAGUAGUUAUUCAGCUUCAGAGGAUGAUCAUGUCUACUUGGAAGAAUUAGUUGAAAGCCCUCAGACAAGGUCUUUGAGAGGAAGUGUGGAUGAAUUACCAUGUCAGAAUAAUGCAGUUAACAACUUGACGGAGUUGAUCAUUGAGAUUCAGGCUGUUGGCCCAGCGCUUACCUUUUAUAGCACGUCAAAAAAUGUAGGAGAAUUAUUAAACCUGUCUAAUAAACUUCUACUUGCACAGUUGGAUGCAUUUUGUAGGCUUGUUUUGAAGGGUAACAAUACUGAGAUGAGUGCAGAUGUACUUGGUUUGACUAUGGAGAGUAAUGGAAUCAAGAUUUUGGAGCCAUUUGACACAUCCUUGAAGUACUCGAAUGCUUCUGGGAAGACCAAUAUACAUUUAUGUGCGUCUGAUAUUUUCAUGAAUUUCACAUUCAGUAUCUUGAGACUAUUUCUGGCUGUGGAAGAUGAUAUUCUAGCAUUUUUAAGGAUGACAUCUAAGGAAACAACCAUUGUUUGCUCUCACUUUGACAAAGUUGGAACCAUAAAAAAUUUUCAUAUUGAUCAAACAUAUGCCUUUUGGCGUCCUCAUGCUCCUCCUGGUUUUGCUGUACUUGGUGACUACUUGACACCACUAGACAAGCCACCUACAAAAGGAGUUCUUGCAGUAAAUACCAAUUCUAUAACAGUUAAGAGACCCAUUGGUUUCAGAUUGAUUUGGCCUCCUUUAACUUCUGUGGGAAUUAAAGGUGAAGAAAUGGACAAUUCUGACUCGUUAUGGAAAACUGAGGCAGAUUCCAUUUGUUCCAUUUGGUUCCCUGAAGCUCCCAAAGGUUAUGUUGCACUAGGCUGUAUUGCUACUCAUGGAAAGACACCACCAUCACUAUCUUCUGCUUGUUGCAUCCCAUCUUCUUCUGUAUCUCCAUGUUCAUUAAGGGAUUGUAUCACAAUCGGCACUACUGAUAUAUCGUCAUCCAGUGUAGCAUUCUGGCGAGUGGAUAAUUCUAUUGGCACUUUCUUGCCAGUAGAUCCUAUGUCACUCUGUUUGAUGGGUAAAGCAUAUGAAUUGCGUUGCAUUAAAUAUGAUUUUCUGAAGGCACCUUCAGCAGCAUUAAGUAGUCUGGAUUCCCGUGCUCCCUCUCGUGGGCAUCAAGCCUUGCAAUCUGACUUGUCAGCUGAUGCAAAUUCUAAUAGGCGUUAUGAGCCUGUUGCUAGCUUUCAGUUAAUAUGGUGGAAUCAGGGUUCAGACUCAAGAAAAUGGUUAUCCAUUUGGCGUCCAGUUGUCCCAAUGGGAAUGAUAUAUUUUGGUGAUAUAGCUGUUAAAGGGUAUGAGCCUCCAAACACCUGCAUUGUUGUUCAUGAUUCCAGAGAUGAAAAUAUUUUUAAAACUCCCCUAGAUUUUCUACUUGUUGGACAAAUAAAAAAACAGAGGGGAAUGGAAAGCAUAUCAUUCUGGCUUCCACAAGCUCCUCCUGGCUAUGUUUCCUUGGGGUGUGUUGCAUGUAAAGGGAAACCUAAGCAAAAUGAAUUUAGCACAUUAAGAUGCAUGCGCAGUGAUUUGGUAGAAGGAGAUAAAUUUUUGGAAGAAAGUGUCUGGGAUACGGCUGACGCCAAGCAUGUAACAGAGCCAUUUAGCAUAUGGGCUGUUGGCAAUGAGUUGGGGACUUUUAUUGUCCGUGGUGGUUUCAAAAGACCCCCAAGAAGGUUUGCUUUGAAGCUAGCAGAUUCUACUGUGCCAAGUGGUUCAGAUGUCACAGUCAUUGAUGCUGGAAUUGGGACUUUCUCAACAGCUCUUUUUGAUGACUACAGUGGUUUGAUGGUUCCGUUGUUCAAUAUAUCUUUGAGUGGAAUAACAUUUAGUUUGCAUGGAAGAACUGGGUAUCUGAAUAGCACUGUUGGUUUCUCCUUGGCUGCAAGGUCAUAUAAUGACAAGUAUGAAGCCUGGGAGCCUCUUGUUGAGCCAGUAGAUGGAUUCUUAAGGUAUCAACAUGACCUUAAUGCCCCGGCUGCAGCCUCUCAAUUACGUUUGACAUCAACUCGAGAUCUGAAUUUAAAUAUUUCGGUUUCUAAUGCAAAUAUGAUCAUUCAAGCUUAUGCCAGUUGGAACAACCUUAGUCAUGCUCAUGAAUGUUAUAAAAACAGAGAUGCAUUCUCUCCAACUAUUGGCGGAAACUCUAUCAUUGACACUCUCCACAAGAGACAUUAUUAUAUAAUCCCUCAAAACAAACUUGGUCAGGAUAUUUUUAUCCGCGCUACCGAAGCUAGGGGUCUCCAAAAUAUAAUUAAGAUGCCAUCUGGGGAUAUGAAGGCUGUGAAAGUUCCUGUGUCAAAAAAUAUGCUAGAAUCACAUUUGAAGGGUAAACUCUGUAGGAAGAUUAGAACAAUGGUUACAAUCAUCAUAGCAGAAGCACAGUUUCACCGAGUUGAAAGUUCAGAUUCCCAGCAAUAUACGGUGGCUGUCCGCCUUUCUCCUAAUCAGGGCCUCCCUAGUGAUGCAUUGGUUCAUCAACAGAGUGCACGCACAUGUGGAAGAAGGGCACAUCAUUUAUUGCCUUCGGAUCUUGAGUUAGUCAAGUGGAAUGAAGUUUUUUUCUUCAAAGUUGAUUCCCUGGAUCACUACUCUUUAGAAUUAAUUGUAACAGAUAUGGGUAAAGGUGUACCCGUUGGAUUUUUUUCAGCUUCCUUGAAUGAGAUAACUAGAACUAUCGAGGACUUCUCAUAUCCCCAAAAUUUUUCCGAUAAGUUGAAAUGGAUAGAUUUGUCUGCAGAAAACUCCAUGGUGAAUUGUGAUGCCAGUUAUGAGAAGUCUUGCAAAUUACAAUGUGCCAUACUAGUGCAUGAUUCUGAAGUUGAGAAUAAUGAUCAACAAUCUAGUUUUGGUGCCCAAAAAUCUGGAUUUAUUCAAAUUAGUCCCAGCAAGGAAGGUCCUUGGACAACUGUGAGGCUAAACUACGCUGCCCCUGCUGCUUGCUGGCGGUUAGGCAAUAAUGUUGUUGCAAGUGAAGCUAGCGUGAAGGAUGGCAACAGAUAUGUGAAUAUUCGAUCACUGGUUUCUGUUCGUAACAACACAGAUUUUGUACUUGAUUUAUGCCUUACUUCAAAAAUUUCAUCAGAAAAGGAUCUUAAACAUGAAAUUUCUGUUGGGCUACUGCAACCAGGGGAAACUGCUCCACUUCCUCUAUCUGGCUUGACACAAUCUGUACAAUAUUUCUUGCAGUUAAGGCCUUGGACUUCAGACCCCAGUGAGUACUCAUGGAGUACUGUAGUGGACAAACCUAGGAAACCAGAAGAUGUUGGCAGGGGUCAAUGCUCAAAUAUUUAUGUUUCGGCUCUUUCAGAGUCAGAGGAACUAUUGUGUUGCAGUGAGAUGCAUGGAACCUCUGGUGGCUCCCACAAGUUGUGGUUUUGCGUAAGCAUCCAAGCAACUGAGAUUGCUAAAGAUAUCCAUUCAGAUGCUAUUCAGGAUUGGUGUUUAGUGGUCAAAUCUCCUCUAGUAAUUAGCAAUUUUCUCCCUCUUGCUGCUGAAUAUUCUGUCCUUGAAAUGCAAUCUAGUGGUCACUUUCUUCCAUGUUCAAGAGGAGUAUUUUUAUCAGGAAAAACUGUACAGAUAUACAGUGCAGAUAUUAGGAACCCAUUGUUCUUAUCAUUGCUUCCGCAAAGGGGUUGGCUUCCCAUACAUGAAGCUGUUCUUAUAUCUCAUCCUCAUGGGAAUCCAUCAAAAACAAUUAGUUUGAGAAGUUCAAUAUCGGGAAGGGUGAUCCAAAUCAUUGUCGAGCAGAACUAUGACAAAGAGCACACCUUGCUGGCUAAAACAAUUAGAGUCUAUGCUCCUUAUUGGUUAGAAAUAGCUAGAUGUCCUCCACUUACAUUUAGGAUUCUUGAUAUGUCAGGAAAAAGACAUAAGCCACAAAAGAUGGCUGCUCAAUUUCAGACUAACAAGAAAAAUGGAUUAGUCCUUGAAGAAAUAACCGAAGAGGAAAUAUAUGAUGGUUACACAAUUGCAUCUGCUCUAAACUUUAAUAUGUUAGCCCUUUCAGUGGCUAUUGCCCAAACAGGAAACGAGCAUUUUGGACCUGUUGAAGAUCUUGCUCCUCUUGGUGAUUUGGAUGGCUCUUUGGAUAUAUAUGCAUAUGAUGGAGAUGGAAAUUGCUUGCAGCUUUUUAUUUCUACAAAACCAUGCCCCUAUCAAUCUGUUCCAACAAAGGUUGUUUCGGAAGAAAAAAAUUAUCAUAAACAUGAACCAAAGAUUUUGCACGCUUCUGAUUCAAGGGUAUACUUUGUCUGUCGUGGACUCGGUGAACCUGAAGAGCUCCAGGUGAGACUACAAGGUACCCAUUGGUCAUUUCCUCUUCAAAUUGUAAGAGAGGAUACAAUAUCUCUUGUUUUGAGGAUGAAUAAUGGUACUGUCAAAUUUUUGAGAACUGAAAUUCGUGGAUAUGAAGAAGGAUCCCGUUUUGUUGUGGUAUUCCGCCUUGGAUCAACAGAUGGUCCUAUCAGAAUUGAGAACAGAACAACGAAUAAGGCUCUUAGCAUUCGGCAGUCUGGAUUUGGUGAAGAUGCUUGGAUUCAGUUGCAACCUCUGUCAACAACUAAUUUUUGUUGGGAAGAUCCAUAUGGUGAUAAGUUUUUAGAUGCUAAACUUAGUGCUGAUAAUGGCGAUGCAAUUUGGAAACUUGAUUUGGAAAGUACUGGAUUAUCUUCUGCGGAACUUGGAUUGCAAUUCCAUGUUAUUGAUGCGGGAGAUAUAAUAAUUGCAAAGUUUAGUGAUGAUAAGAUGCUGACUUCAAGUUCAUACGAAGAGAUUACAGGCCCAUUACCUGAUGGAAAGUUGGGAGUUUCUGGUGUUCAGGCUGAGAUGCAGAGCAGUGUUACUCCUUUUGAGCUCUUAAUCGAGUUAGGGGUGGUUGGAAUUUCUAUGGUGGACCAUAGAUCAAAGGAACUCUCCUACUUAUACUUGGAAAGGGUCUUCUUAACAUAUUCAACUGGCUAUGAUGGUGGAAAGACAAAUAGGUUCAAGCUCAUAUUUGGCUAUUUGCAACUGGACAACCAGCUCCCUCUAACAUUAAUGCCUGUGCUCUUGGCACCAGAGCAGACCUCUGAUGUGCAACACCCAGUAUUCAAGAUGACAAUUACCAUGCAGAAUGAGAAUAAAGAUGGAAUUCAAGUUUACCCAUACGUUUAUAUACGAGUCACUGAGAAGUGCUGGAGGCUUGAUAUUCAUGAACCUUUUAUUUGGGCUAUUGCGGACUUCUACAACAAUCUGCAGCUAGAUCGCUUACCCAAAAGUUCAACUGUCACAGAAGUUGAUCCAGAGAUACGUUUUGACUUAAUAGAUGUUUCAGAAGUAAGGUUGAAGUUUUCACUGGAGACAGCUCCGGGACAAAGACCUCACGGGGUCUUGGGUAUAUGGAGUCCGAUACUUUCAGCUGUUGGAAAUGCCUUCAAGAUCCAGGUGCAUCUAAGGAGGGUGAUGCACAGAGACAGAUUCAUGCGGAAAAGCUCUAUUGUUCCAGCCAUUGGAAACCGUAUUUGGAGAGAUUUGAUUCAUAAUCCUCUACAUUUAAUAUUUUCAGUGGAUGUACUAGGUAUGACAAGCUCAACAUUGGCUUCUCUUAGCAGAGGGUUUGCCGAGCUUUCCACUGAUGGACAAUUUCUGCAAUUACGUGCAAAGCAGGUAAGAUCAAGGAGAAUCACUGGGGUUGGGGAUGGAAUCAUUCAAGGAACAGAAGCUCUUGCUCAAGGUGUUGCCUUUGGUGUCUCUGGUGUAGUGAGAAAGCCUGUUGAGAGUGCCCGACAGAAUGGUAUCCUAGGAUUGGCUCAUGGACUUGGACGUGCCUUCUUAGGUUUCAUUGUGCAACCAGUAAGUGGGGCACUGGAUUUUUUCUCAUUGACUGUUGAUGGAAUUGGUGCAAGUUGUUCCAAAUGCUUUGAGGUUUUCACCAGCAAGACUACCUUCCACAGAAUUAGGAAUCCUAGGGCUACACAUUCUGAUGGGAUACUUAGAGAAUAUUGCGAGAGAGAAGCCAUUGGGCAGAUGGUGCUUUACCUUGGAGAGGCAAGCCGACAAUUUGGCUGCACUGAGAUUUUCAAGGAACCUUCAAAAUUUGCAUUGUCUGAUUAUUAUGAAGAGCACUUUACUGUGCCUCAUAAAAAAAUUGUUUUAGUAACCAAUAAACGAGUUAUGUUGCUGCAGUGUCUUGCUCCUGACAAUAUGGAUAAAAAACCGUGCAAGAUUAUGUGGGAUGUACCUUGGGAAGAGUUGAUGGCACUGGAGUUGGCAAAAGCAGGGAGUUCCCAACCUUCUCACUUGAUCCUUCAUCUGAAAAAUUUCCGGAGAUCUGAAAAUUUUGUUCGAGUAAUCAAAUGCAAUAGUGUGGAAGUGUUUGAAGGAAGAGAACCCCAAGCUAUAACGAUAUGCUCAGUAGUCCGUAGAACAUGGAAGGCAUAUCAAUCUAACAUGAAAAGCUUGAUUCUGAAAGUUCCUUCAAGUCAGCGACAUGUAUAUUUUUCCUGGACUGAAGUGGAUAGUAGAGAAUCACGGACCCCAAAUAAGGCCAUUAUUAGUUCAAGAGAGAUCUCAUCAAACAGUGCUGCAUCUGAUGACAGGCGAUUUGUUAGACACAGCAUUACUUUUUCGAAGAUCUGGAGCAGUGAACAAGAAUACAAAGGUCGAUGUUCAUUAUGCAGAAAACAGAUCUCGCAAGCUAGUGGAACAUGUAGCAUUUGGCGGCCUAUGUGUCCUGAUGGGUAUAUAUAUGUUGGAGAUAUUGCUCAUGUUGGCAUCCAUCCUCCAAAUGUUGCUGCUGUCUACCGCAAGAUUGAUGGAUGUUUUACUCUCCCAAUGGGAUAUGACCUGGUGUGGCGAAAUUGUUUAGAAGAUUAUGUUGCUCCAAUAUCAAUUUGGCACCCACGAGCUCCAGAUGGAUUUGUAGCUCCUGGAUGCGUUGCCGUUGCUGGUUAUAUGGAACCAGAGCCUGAUCUUGUGUACUGUGUUGCUGAUUCACUGAUUGAGGAAACAGAAUUCGAAGAUCUGAAGGUCUGGUCUGCACCUGACUCAUAUCCAUGGUCCUGUCAUAUCUAUCAAGUACAGAGUGAUGCUUUGCAUUUUGUUGCUCUUCGACAAAGCAAGGAAGAAUCCGACUGGAAGCCCAAGAGGGUCCGUGACGAACCUCACUGUCAGUUGCAAUUAACAUAGUCUGGAUUUUAUGUAAAUCUCCAUUUUGGUUUCUUCGUGCUCCGGAAGAUCUAACUUACUUAAGAAGACAGUAAUAUGAGUUGGACGGAGGCUGUGCUUGUGUCGUGAUUAUUACUGCUUUCCCGCAUCCAAUGGCAAUUUGGAUAAUGUAUAUUCUCCCUGAUUCUGCGAUGUCGUUAGUUGUAUUUUGGCUGUUAUGGCCUAUGAAAGCACCAGGUGGGGGCAACUGCCAACGCGCACAUGCAAUUUAUCCACUUACCCUUUCUCGACUAUUUUGCUAAGAUGCGUUGGCCUUUUCUUUUUUGAAAGCCACAUCCACAAACUUGAUUGUGAAUGAUAGAACAUUCAUGGUUGUCAAUCCAAUCAAAGACUUGCCACGGGUAUACUUUAAUUAUUCGCGGAUUUCAAGACGUGGUUAGAACAUUAUAUUACGUGGCCGAUUUGCAGGUCAUGUCCUUUAACUAGAGUUGUAAUUGUUCAUAACAAAUUGUGUAUAGCCUUUUACGUGGUUGACUUCAUUCUUAAACUAGUAAUUUGGGAUUAUUUUUGCAUCAGAUAAAUCAUUAGUAAAUCAAAUUGUUUAGAGAGAGACCCCUGAUUUCUGGUCUCGAGAGAUUGGUUGGAAGUUAAUUUAGAUUCUAAGAGUUAGAACUGGGUGAAUUGAGAAGAAAGACAUAGUUGCUCUCAUACUUGUCUUUUUAUUUUUAAUAAUUCAUUAGCAACUGUCAAUUAUAUUAUACCGAUAUUAUUAUGGUUAAAUUU